AUGUCUCAGAAAUCCAACUCUGUGGGUAGAAUUACAUGUUAUAUAUAAUAAUAAAACCAACACCUUUCAUGCCAUUUACGACUUAUAUUAAAUGUUGAAUUGUGAUUACUUAAUAGUUAUUUUAAAUUACAAAUUACUUUGAAGAGGUGUGAGAGUUGGGUGUUCCAUAAUCCACUGUAUAUACCAGUCCAUCUUAUUAUUUUCAAAAUGUUGGCAAUGUUACUCUUUUUUUAAGUUUAAGUAGCCCUCCAUCCCCAACACAUGCGAAAUCACAGAAAAGUUUUAAACUGCAUCAAUGUUCAUCAAUAGAAAAGAAUACCUCUAUUUGCUAUCAUUUUGGAUUAUAACUGGUUGUAUACAUUUCAACUUUUUAGUCCUUCCUUAGUAUGCAGUUUCUCAAUCCCAAUGUUUCUGGGGAGAUGGCCCAACUCCUACAGCACAAUCAAGAGAAGUAUGUGCCUUGCUUGUCGAAUGGGAACAACAAGACCAUUCUUGAACAGGUUUCUCUCCAUGGUGACCAGUUAUUUGAAGAACGGGCCAGGAAUGUUAUCUGCACAUAUAGGGAUGGCGUAAACGAAUAUGAGCAGCUUCAAGGCAUGGACACAGAGUUUGCAGACUGGCAUGCUAAAUACACUAUAUACAAGGUAACUAUAGCAUGGUUAGUCUGCAACUGUCUGCAGCAAAUCUAAAUUUAUGAAACUGGUUGUCUAUGUCAAAGGCAGUGUAAAUUGCCAUUCACUGUGUUAAUUACAAUGCAUUUUAGCCAAGACAUUCCCAGAAAGACUCAUAGUUCAAACAAAACAGAUAAGAAGGAGUUUCUCUGUACUCCUCCCCACCCCCAAAUAUGUAUGCCUCUCUCUUUUUUUCCAAUUUUGCUCUUAAAACAGACAGAAUUAAAGAUGUUUGUAAAUCACUCUUCUGCUGCCGAAAUUGGCACUACCAGAGCCAACAUCAACAGGACUGGAAAGAAAAGUGCAGCAAAGGAGGUCGAGAAUCAUUACAAUGAAUAUAGUGAAUUUCAUGCCAGGGAGGUCGAGGCCCAUAUAUGUGCAUCAUUUAUGGAGAUGACAGAAAUGGAAGUGACUAUCAAGCUCUAA
Porites lobata is the source of this 1097-nucleotide messenger RNA. The record is from the annotation of a GenBank genome assembly. Lineage: Eukaryota; Metazoa; Cnidaria; Anthozoa; Scleractinia; Poritidae.